CACACUGUCUUCAGCUUUCAUUGAAUUUUCUUUGAAAAACGAAAAAACCGAAAAAAAACAGCAAGAACAUCUCUAUUGUUAAGAAAAAACAAGCUAGCUAACUAUUGUUCAAUUUGUGCAAGGUCUUACACGGAAUAAUCAACAACGUGGUGGAAAGUGCAGGUGUUUAACGCAAUAAAUAUACUGUUCGGAUUUCCAUCGAUUUUUGCUGUUCUAAGAUGUCCAGUUUCAAGCCAAUCGACGGAUCGAAGGAAGACUUCCGAAAGUAUUUGGAUCGGAAGGGAGUGCUAGAUGCCAUAACCAAAGUGCUAAUCAAAUGCAACUCAGAUCGUCCUGAGAACGCCAUAGAAUAUCUUCUGGAUAACUUGGGAGAAAGGCUGAAGGACAAGGAUACCAUUGCCAGGCUAGAAUGUGAACUGAACGAUACCCGAAAUGAAGUGGAAGUUUUGAAGCGAGAAAUCAAUGCAUUGAAGUUGAAUGUAGUGGAAUCGGGUAACAGCCAGCUCGGACCACAGCCAGGAGAAACUGCUCAAGAUAAUCUUGAUAUCACCGGGAGCAGUUCGGCAUUAGAUCUAGAGAACCCGUCCACCAAAACUGAAUCGGUUGAUGGAACAAUCAGCGACACAGCCGUAGCGAAAGUCCCAGAGGAUGCAGUUUCAGAUCCGAAAGAGUCCGUACAGUAAUGAUCAGUCAGCAUACCUUUCCUUUCACUUUAAUUCAGUUUCAGACGUGCUCACUGGAUGCUACGAAAGUAUAGAACUUCUAUGACUCAUAAUUUUGAAAUAUCGUAUUGGAUUUCCGAUUUUUAUUUGUAGUAAAUACUGGACAGGUAUAGAAAAUCAUAUCACGUUUGAUAAAAAAUAGUUGCGGAUAUUGUUCAAACUAUCCUUUAACGUGUAAAGUCCAAUGCAUCUAGAAUAAAAGAGCAGAGUACAAGAACAUCGUAAGCUUUUAGAUAAAUAGAGGAAACACAUUCCUUCGUAAUAUACAGUUUGAUUAGUGCUUUGGUCAAGAAUACAUAACAGUAGUUUUUCCCUAUACGGUAGUCUAGUCAAGAGAGGUAUGUAAAAAUAUAAAUAUUGAAUAUCUCAA
This is a messenger RNA of Armigeres subalbatus, 1092 nucleotides long. Its product is annotated as c-Myc-binding protein. Gene Ontology annotation, cellular component: nucleus. Gene Ontology annotation, molecular function: transcription coactivator activity. The record is from RefSeq and is a predicted model, not a curated record. Lineage: Eukaryota; Metazoa; Arthropoda; Insecta; Diptera; Culicidae. Gene Ontology annotation, biological process: regulation of DNA-templated transcription. The transcript has 2 exons. Bases 219 to 683 code for a protein of 154 amino acids.